AUGUUCUUAUUCACACAUCUCUCUCUCUCUCUCUCUCCAUCUUUUUCACUUUCAUUCAUUUUCUUACCAUCUUUCUCUCUCAAAUUUUCUCAAAGGUUCUUAAUUGAUUAUUAUUAUUAUUCUUCCCUCCCUCAUAGCCUCAGUCCUGAUUCUUUGCAUUUUAUCUAUUUCAGUCUCUCUAUCUCUCUCUCUCUCUCUAUCUAUCUCUCUAUAUCUCUCUCUCUCUCUCAGUCUAUCUCUCUAUCUUAUCAUAUGAUAAUAUAUUUUUUUAUUAUCUUUUCUUUCUUUUUUUUUUCAUUUUCCUUUUUCUUUCAUUUUCCUUUCUUUUUUUUGUUUUUUUUUCUUCAAUACUGCAUUUUUUUUUUCUCUUUUCUUUUUCUUGCAGACAGACAGAAAAUUAUUCAGUAUAGCAUGAUAUAUAUUCUGACUUUCAUUUUUUAUCUUUCUUUUUCCUUUUUUCUUUCUCUCACCACCAUUGCUCCCAUUAACCCUGGCAGCAUCCCCAGUGUUGUAAACCCUGUCUCAAAUGCCAAUGCCAACCGCACUUCAAUUGGCGGAGGAAUCAGCCCAGCCAGCUUUAGUUCACAGAAUGUAAUCACUGGUGGUACCAGCCAUUAUCCUGUCAGUAACCAGUUUAUGAUUGGAGAUUAUGUCAUGCCAGGCAAUGUGGUCACUCCUGCCAACAACUAUAGAAAGUCUGAAGCUACAAUGGUCACCCCUUGUCAUUUACUUAUUAUUAUUAAUUUUUUUAAAUAUUCCUCUCUCUCUCUUUCUCUUCUUCUCUUCUCUUUUUCCCCCAUCCCUCUUUCCCCCCUUCUUUCUCACACUCUUUCUCUCUUUCACUCAGUCACUCACUCAUAUAUAUGUUUUUCUGAUUCUUUGUGA
This is a messenger RNA of Acanthosepion pharaonis, 885 nucleotides long. The record is from the annotation of a GenBank genome assembly. NCBI's taxonomy places the organism in Eukaryota, Metazoa, Mollusca, Cephalopoda, Sepiida, Sepiidae.